This is a messenger RNA of Mesorhabditis belari, 1389 nucleotides long. Lineage: Eukaryota; Metazoa; Nematoda; Chromadorea; Rhabditida; Rhabditidae. The record is from the annotation of a GenBank genome assembly.
AUGCAGGACGAUGAUGCUCCGUAUCCCGGAUUUUCUGCAAAAUGCCCUAAACCGAUUGGACGCUUGGAAAACGAACCACCAGAAAAGCGCGCACGACUCGAUGGUCAAUUUGUGGUUUCACGAAGGGAAUCGCUCUACGAAAUAUCGCUUGGACCACUUGAAUUCUUCACUCGGCAACGCUUCGCAAUUGCUCGACGAAGUGAGUUGGUCAAAAGUUAUCCAAAUGCUCGGGUAUUCAGCCAAGAAAUUUCCGAAGAGAAUGGAGGUCGACACUACAUUGUGACGACUUUGGAAAGAUUCUGGUAUUGGUAUACGAAUCAAGCGAUAAGAAACAUUUAUGAAGUCAUCGAAUUGGACAAACCGUGUCGACUCUAUUUUGAUCUUGAAUAUUCGAAAGAGAUCAAUGGGAAUAUUGAUCAUCAACGACUCUACGAAUACUUCAUUGAGACGAAUAUUUCACUUUUGAAGGAACUCUUUGAUGUUGAGGUUCAAAAAUCCGACUUUCUGGCACUCGAUUCGUCAAAUGAUGCAAAGUUUUCAUGUCAUCUUAUUGGGCAUUUGACAAAGAAGGACUAUUUGUUUGCAAAUAAUGUUGCUAUUGGAUCAUAUACGAAGCAACUAAAGCAACGACUACUUGACAAUCCUCCACAACGCAUUUUCAACGCAGAUGGUCAAGAAAUCGUUCUUUUUGAUGAGGGAGUUUAUACAAAGAAUCGAAACUUUCGCUUGUUCUUGUCAACUAAGCUAGGGAAAGAUCGAUUCUUGAAACAUGCCAUGUAUUGCACUUUUUAUGGAUCCGCAGAAUCGAAGUCAAAACAAAUUUUUUUUGAUGCGUUGUGCGUGCCGGCAAAUCUUUCUAGUCACGAGAACAUUCUGCCCGAUCUGGAGUCGCCUUUGUCUCGUGUUAGUGAAACAGCAAGUUCAGCGGCUCAACAACUACAACCACUCGAGUAUGUUCGUGAAGGGAAUGGACUUUCUCCAUUCAUUGAAUUGGAAGAAUUUCUACUUCAAAUGUUUCGACGAUGGAAACCCGAUGUUUACAUGCGACAAUGGAAAGUAACAAUUGACAAAAAUAAAAAACCAAUUAUCACAUUUUAUCCUGCAAACUGUCGUUAUUGCUUCAAAAUUGGUCGUCAACACAAAAGCAAUUCACAAUUUUGGGCAGUGAAUGUUUCGAAAGGCGAUGUUGUUCAACGAUGUUUUGACCCCGAUUGUCGUUCAUUUACUAGCAACUAUUUUCCCAUUCCUAAAUCGAUUAUGGAAGCAACUCGAAAGAGGUUGAAUGCGGACAAAGAGGCUGAGGAAAAUGAAGAUCCACUUGAAAUUUUGCUGGAGUCGAAAAGUGAUAAACAACCUUGCCUUACUCAGUGGAACGGGAUUUUUGAUGAA